AUGGCUGAAGGCAUUCUCAGCCAAGAGUAUGUUGAUUCUCUCUCAGGAGGCAGCUGGCAAAUUGUAGUUCCACAAAGUGGCGGCGGUGCACGUGGAAAAAGUUUAGGUAUGCAAACUGUCCAUGCAGUACUUCUUCCUUCCGGUCGCAUUCUUCUGGCUAGUGGAAGCAGUUGGCGAAACCGUGGUCCCAUUGAAACUCAUCCGCAAAUGAGUGAUCCUCAAAGUGGUCAAGGCAUCUUUCGAGAAAAAGAAGAUCCAUUUCUAUUCAGCAAAAUAGAAGAUUAUUAUCAGCUUGUGAACAAUGUUGGGAUCUAUAAUCCGAACAAGAACACGUUCUAUCGCAUUCCACAUCCAGAACCUGUUCCUGAUCCUAAAUGGCCUGGACAUUUCGCACCAAAUGAUCUUUUCUGUACAGGCCACUUGCAUGUUCCUGACGGCAAUGUACUCUUUGUUGGUGGCACACAAUACUAUCAUCCAUUUCGAACAGGUCAUCGAGCAACAUACCUGUUCGAUUGGCGAAAAGAACUCCAAAUUCGAUGGAACAAUGUCGAUUGGAGGCAUAUGCCCAGUGUUACCUUUGCAAAUGACUCGACGAAUCCGUGGACUUUUGCGGGCUUGAUGGAACGGGGCCGAUGGUAUGCUACACUGGUACCAUUGGUUGACGGUCGUCUAAUUGUAAUUGCUGGUUUCGUUGGCUUUGACACAGGCUAUCCAGAGAUGUAUGCUUUUGAAAAUAAUGAUCUCGUUGAAUUUUUCGAUGCCAUAAUGUUCAAUGAAUCAAAUCCACAGAGCGCAUGGAAAAAAGUUGAUGUGAAAUCGACCAUCAACGGACCUUUUACCAAUCUGAUCAACCCUACUUUUCGAUCGACGUCAGGUGUGAAUUGUACGAGUCGUUGUAUCAGAGACAAUCAAUACGAUGUAUUUAAACUUUAUGAACAAGCUUAUCUUACAGCGCUAGGACGCAUCUAUUUAACUCGUGAAGGUGAUUUUGUUAGCGCAAGAACUCACGAUACUGCUUUCAUGCGAAAAACAACUGCUACCUAUCACAUGCAUGUUAGUGGGUCUCGUCAAGUACCUAAAGUAUCAUUUUCACCGGGACCGAAUCGUCCUGACAAUGUCUCAUCAUACGGAACAACGAUUCUCGAUCCAAAUAGUAAUCGGAUUGCUCUGUUCGGCGGACAACCAACAUCACCCGGUACUUUUCUUUAUCAAUCGGAUACUAGUCAAGGCAACCAGCGUUUCGCUGGUGGUCGCGGAAGUCGCAAACUAGAACAAUUUCAUUCUUCGAUCUAUGAAUCGAACGGUGGUCAUUGGACUUUAGAACCAUCUUUUCUUGGUGAACAUCCACAGGAUGAUCGAACCAUGCACUAUGCACUCCUACUUCUUACGUCGCAAAUUCUCAUUAUUAAUGGUGCAAACUAUGAUUUUUAUGGAUCGGUCCAUUAUCCAAUUUUAUUAACACCACAAUUUGAUAAUGUCAAUGGUGCAUUUCUCGGCUACAUGAAGAAGCGCAUGAAUGAAGGUGUCGAAGCUCGUCUUUAUCAUAACGUCGCUCUGCUAUUACCAGAUGGUCGUGUCUGGAUUUCUGGUGGAGGAUCAGCUCGUGCUACAAUUCAUUAUAAGUCUUUGACCGAGAAACCUCUUGCUGAACAUAAUAUCAGUUCCUAUGAACAACCAUUGCCUGACACAUCCAAUAUCGAUUUAGAUGUGGAAAUGUUUGACGAUGGUCGAUUGGCAAAAAAUUCGCGCGGUUCACUCAGUGUUCCUACCGAAACGUGGGGUAGGCUUUAUGUAUUUCUCGCGGCUCCAAAUCGUUUUCGUCAAAUAGCUCGAGAACGUCAAUUUUUUUAUCACAAAAUAUCAAAUGAACUUGAUCCUAAUACAAGAUUUUCGAUUAGCCAAAUAUCAAUACUUGGAUCAAAGACUCCUAUUCAUUAA
This is a messenger RNA of Rotaria sp. Silwood1, 1938 nucleotides long. NCBI's taxonomy places the organism in Eukaryota, Metazoa, Rotifera, Eurotatoria, Philodinida, Philodinidae. The record is from the annotation of a GenBank genome assembly.